Oldenlandia corymbosa var. corymbosa is the source of this 962-nucleotide messenger RNA. NCBI's taxonomy places the organism in Eukaryota, Viridiplantae, Streptophyta, Magnoliopsida, Gentianales, Rubiaceae. The record is from the annotation of a GenBank genome assembly.
ACGAAUCAUCCGCUCAUUGCACGCAACAUAUAAUGAAGGCUAUGAUUAGUAUCUAUAAAUAGAAGACUGGUAAAUCUUCCAAAUUUGCAAGCACUUCACUACCAAUUUUCUUUCAAUUGUUAGAGAAUAAUUAAUUAAUAAUCUCAAGACGAAGAGAGAUGACGAGUCUUAUAGGCAAACUGGUUUCCAAAACAGAAGUGACUUCCAGUCCAGAUGCGCUGUACGAUAUCUUUGCCCACAAACCCUAUCAACUGGUGAGUGUAGCCCCUGAUUUGUUCCCAACUUUUGACCUGCUUGAUGGCUUGUGGGGAGUCAUUGGUGUCGUCUUCUCUGCUACCUACCUCGAGGAUGGAAAGAUCAAAUCCGAAAAAGCGACGGUUGUGGCGAUGGAUGACGCGAACAAAUCAGUGACGUUUCUGAUCAUCGGAGGAGACCCUUUGACCUCAUACUCAACUUUCAGCGCAACCUUUCAAGCUGGAAUUGAGAAUGGGAAGAACAUUGUGACUUGGACAAUAGACUAUGUGAAGCUCUUGCCAACCACUCCAGAUCCUACUUCCUUCAUGAACGUGGCUAUCAAUGCCGUCAAAGUCAUUGAUGCCAAUCUUCCCAAAUAAAUUACAAGUUAUUAAUAUGUCUGAAAAAAUUAAGUGUGGGCGAUAAAAAAAAAAUUUAAAAAAAAAGUGUGGGCGUAUUAGCGUCUGCAUGAAGAUCCAAAUAAUCACAAGCUGGCAUGAUGCAUGAAUAAUUAUUACUACUACUAUAUGUAUGAAGUGGGGAAAAAAAAAAUAAAUGUACCUUUUGCUCUCUUCUUCUAGUAAUUAAGUGCAUUUCUUGGAAUAAUAAGUUAUUUGUUUGUGUAAUUUUCUUAAGAAGAUCAAUUUGUAUUAACGGCUUGUCUAGUUGGGUAAUGCUUUUUUUUUUAAUAAAUAAUAUAAAUUGUUAUGCACUUCUUUACUCCCAAC